GUACGACUUGGUUUACGUUUAUCGAGUGACGUGCCGAGAACAGUGGUGUUCACCCUAGAAUUAUUGAAAAUGUGACCGGUUGGACCGUAAUUGAUAAAACAAAAUGGCGACCUCAGUUCUCCAGCCCGAAGACUGCCGAAGGGAGCACGAGCCAAAACACGAAGUCAUCGAUGCUCCGAGGCUAACUGAUGAUGAACGAACGUAUCUACUCGAGGCCAAGGAGCGGGAAACUGGUGAACUGCCCGCAGAACUGAGGGAUAGAGCCAGGACUGAACUUAGAGAGGAACCAGCUCUUAGAGAACAGGCUUUAGAACAAAUGAGACACUUUAUAGAGAAACAUCCGGCCAUCAAGAAGUGUAGAACUGACACUCCAUUCCUUCUCCGUUUUCUCCGAACAAAGAAGUACUCGAUCCCGCAAGCGUGUUCCAUGCUGGAGAGAUACCUCACCAUCCGGGAGAUGUACCCUCAAUGGUUCAAGAAACUAGACCCUCUGGAUCCUAAGAUCGCUGCGGUUAUCGACGCUGGAUACCUAGUACCCUUGCCUAAGAGGGACGCUGAAGGCAGACGAGUGGUUCUGUCUUGUAUGGGUCGCUUUGAUCCUCAUCAGUUUGACAACUGCGUGAUGGCGCGCGUCCACUCCAUGAUCGUGGAACUGUUGCUGGACGAGCCUAGGUCUCAGCUGCUGGGCUACACUCACGUCAACGACGAGGCUGGUAUGCAGAUGCCCCACGUUAGUCUGUGGUCUCUCACUGACGUCAGGGUUAUGCUGAACUGUAUUCAGAAUUCAACUCCAAUGAGGCACAAGCGUACCCAUUUCGUAAACAUUCCACACUACGGAGUUAAGUUCUUCGAGUUCGCUGUCUCUUUGCUCAGCGAUAAAUUGAAGGAUCGUGUGAUGUUCCACAGAACCAGCGAAGAUUUGAUGAAACACGUUGAUCCAUCGGUCUUGCCUAAAGAAUAUGGUGGUACUGUACCUCUUAAAGACAUGAUUGAGGAAUUGAAACGCAACCUUUUGAAACACAGAGAAGCCUUGUUAGCUCUAGAUGACAUGUCAGUAGAUUUACACGCGUUGGAGAAGAAUGAUCUAACUCAAGACAUACAUUCAACAGCAGGAUCUUUCAGGAAGCUUGAAUUAGACUAAGAAAAUUGUAAAAUAACUUAAAAUAUGCGUUUAAGAAACAUUUAUUGUUAUUGAUUAUUGUGUUAAAGAAACACUUUCAUUGAAUGUUUGUUGGGCUGGACGAAUAGCGUAGACAUUAUUUUAUUACUUUUAAGUAACAAGAACUUCUUCAAAUCUUGCUUUGCUUUCAAAAUAAAUUAGGUAUUAUAAUUAAUUUUAGUUCAAUAAUCAUUUUGUGAUGGCUAUUGUUAGUUACACUUAAUCCGUUGUAAGUACGCAAUCAAAUAUAUCAUGUAUGCAAAUAGAUCUCAUUCACUGUUAUUAGAUAUUUUUUAUAUGGAAGAAUGUUCAUUUUGUUAUAAUAAUUGCUUUUAAAGUUGUAUAUUUUUGAGACUACAUUUUAUGGCAGUUUGCACUAUAAUUAAUUCUCUAAGCCUACAUUUAUUUUAUUUUAGUAACUAUUAUAGAGAGCUUGUGGCAGCCGUCGGUGGUGUCACGUUACCAUUCUUUACGGAAGGUUCUGAAAAAUAAUGUCAUUGUAUUCAGCUGCAAUGAGUGGAACUUAAUAACGAUUAGAUUUUCUCGUAUAUUUAAGAUAAUUGCCAACAUGACAAACUGACUGCUGCAUUAAAUUAUUCACCUUUUUAUUGUGAAAGGGCCACUUUGUAACAGCGCUUUUUUGUAGUAAACAUUAUUGUUAUUGAUUAUCAUUACCGGUUAUGUGAGUCAUCUGAAGUAUUGGGUACAUAAUAU
Spodoptera exigua (beet armyworm) is the source of this 1873-nucleotide messenger RNA. The record is from the annotation of a GenBank genome assembly. NCBI's taxonomy places the organism in Eukaryota, Metazoa, Arthropoda, Insecta, Lepidoptera, Noctuidae.